AUGCAGACACAGGAGAGUGUGUAUGCCCUCCUGGUUUCAACGGGACAAUAUGUAAACACGUCCUGGGCAGCAACCGAUUUGGGCAGGAUGGCAGCUUUUCUUGUGAUUCCUCAGGAGAUGAUCACAGUCCAGGGUGUCGGGGUAAACUCUUCUGCCUACCAGACCCCUUUGGAUGCACCUGUGCAGCAGGAUUCAUGGGAAUCAAUUGUACAACAGAAUGUAACCCAGGAACGUAUGGAGCCAAUUGUUUGCAAGAGUGUCACUGCUCUCCAAGUAACAUCUGUACCAAGGAUACAGGAGAAUGCAUUGAUGGGACUGCGUGCCAAGAAGGCUGGACUGGUGUCAACUGUCAAGUUCGAAGUUCCCCCAUUCAGGACAUUGACGCUGGUACACUAUCAACUUCAGCUGGAGUUCCUUCAGGUUCCAUAG
Strongylocentrotus purpuratus (purple sea urchin) is the source of this 429-nucleotide messenger RNA. RefSeq lists its product as uncharacterized. Lineage: Eukaryota; Metazoa; Echinodermata; Echinoidea; Camarodonta; Strongylocentrotidae. The transcript is spliced from 5 exons. Bases 1 to 429 code for a protein of 142 amino acids. The record is from RefSeq and is a predicted model, not a curated record.